AUGAUGUCUUCUGUCGAAGAAACGCUCUCUGCGGCAGCCAGCAUUGUGCGUGGUUUGGCUAGGAAUGGUGCUCCCUCCUACAACCCACCAGAAUUCAAUAUUCCUCAGAAGAACGGUGCCACAAACAGAAAGAUCUUGCUGCCUGGCAUAAGUAUCGCGUCGAAAGAAUCGCUCGAAAGCGAGCUAUCAGCCCUUGCAACUCGGAUACAAUAUCUAGAAAACAAGGCCAGCACGGUCAACCAUCAAAUCCUUCCCGAUACCCCUAAUGAGUCUGGCGGACCGACAUCGCCAUUUGCGAAUGGCACAACGGGUACAGUCCGGAAUGGUGUCUCUUUCCCAGUCCGCCAGCUUUCAGGCUCCUCCCGACAAGCUCGCGUGACGAAUCUCCUCGCUGGUAAUAAUCUUACUUUCACUGAAGACGAGCUGGGGCAUCUUCGUGAUCAUGUCGAGCAGCAAGCGGAGCACAUCAAGACCCAAAAUCAGACAAUCAUAGAGGUGAAGGAGCAGCUUCUUGAGCAAAAGGAGCACACAGCACGCAGUUUCGACGCUGUCAAGGACGAGAAUCUCGAAGAUGUUCGGCGUGAGCUUUGGAAGCAUCAGCAGGCAAAUGAUGCUUUCAGGAAGGCCCUCAGAGAAAUUGGAACUAUCAUCACGAACGUGGCCAACGGCGACCUGAGUCAAAAAAUUCAGGUGCAUGCAAAGGAGAUGGACUCUGAGAUUGAUAGCUUCAAACGUACAAUCAACACUAUGGUGGAUCAAUUGCAGGUCUUUGGAAACGAGGUCUCUAGGGUCGCCCUUGAAGUUGGUACGGAAGGCAAGCUUGGUGGACAGGCUCAGAUCUCUGGAGUCAGCGGAGUGUGGAAGGACCUCACCCAAAAUGUCAAUCAAAUGGCAUCCAACCUGACUUCGCAGGUUCGAGAGAUCGCCGAAGUAACUACAGCCGUGGCGGAAGGUAACCUCGACAAGAAGAUUCAGCGACCGGCUCAAGGAGAGAUCGCGCAGUUACAGCAAACUAUCAAUGGUAUGGUGGACCAGCUACGAACUUUCGCUGCAGAAGUUACUAGAGUUGCUGGAGAUGUUGGCACCGAAGGCGUCUUAGGUGGACAAGCUCGGAUCGAAGGUGUCAAGGGCGAGUGGAAGACCCUUACUGUCAACGUCAAUGUAAUGGCCGAUAGGUUGACGAGUCAGGUCCGGGACAUUGCUGCCGUGACAAAGGCUGUGGCUCGAGGUGACUUGACCAAGAAGAUAUCAGCCAAUUGCAAGGGAGAGAUCUUGGAGCUCAAAACCACCAUAAACUCUAUGGUUGACCAACUGAGACAGUUUUCUUCCGAAGUCACCAGAAUUGCCAAAGCCGUUGGCACGGAUGGUGUUCUUGGGGGACAAGCUACUGUGGACGAUGUCGAAGGCACUUGGAAAGACUUGACCGAGACUGUCAACCUCAUGGCGAACAAUCUUACGACCCAGGUUCGUGAGAUUGCUUCUGUCACUCAAGCUGUCGCAAAGGGAGACUUGAGCCGGAAGGUGACCGCCGAAGUCAGUGGUGAAAUUUUGGACUUAAAGGUUACCAUCAACACCAUGGUGGACAAACUCAACAACUUUGCUUUUGAGGUCAGCAAAGUUGCUCGCGAAGUGGGAACAGACGGUACGCUUGGCGGGCAGGCCAAUGUACACGAGGUGGAAGGGAAAUGGGCAGAACUUACGACAAACGUCAAUACGAUGGCGAACAAUCUGACGCAGCAAGUACGAGGUAUCUCCGAUGUCACACAAGCGAUUGCUCGCGGAGAUCUGAGUCAAAAGAUCGAGGUGCCCGCCCAGGGCGAGGUGCUCACACUGAAAGUUACCAUCAACGAUAUGGUUACCCAAUUGGAUACCUUCGCCCGCGAGCUGAAGAGAGUAGCCCGCGAUGUCGGUGUUGACGGUAAGAUGGGUGGCCAGGCUAACGUGAAUAACGCCAAAGGCCGAUGGAAAGAAAUCACCGAGGAUGUCAAUACCAUGGCUGAAAAUUUGACAUCCCAAGUGAGGGCUUUUGGGCAAAUUACUGACGCAGCUACCGACGGAGACUUCACCAAGCUAAUAUCCGUCGAAGCUUCCGGGGAGAUGGAUGAUCUGAAGCAGAAGAUCAACAAGAUGAUUUCAAAUCUUAGAGACAGUAUUCAGAGAAAUACAGCGGCAAGGGAGACUGCAGAAUUCGCAAAUAGGACAAAGUCUGAGUUCCUCGCGAACAUGAGCCAUGAGAUCCGGACGCCAAUGAACGGAAUAAUUGGAAUGUCACAAUUAACUUUGGACACCGAUCUUACACAGUACCAGCGGGAAAUGUUGAACAUCGUUCACAACCUCGCCAACAGCUUGCUCACGAUCAUCGAUGAUAUUCUGGACAUCUCCAAAAUAGAGGCUAACCGUAUGGUAAUGGAGAAAAUCAGCUUCUCCAUGCGGGGCAGCGUCUUUAGCGCACUGAAGACGCUGGCGGUGAAGGCGAACGACAGGUUCCUGAACCUUGCCUACCAGGUCGACAGUUCGGUCCCCGAUUACGUCAUUGGCGACCCCUACCGCCUUCGUCAAAUUAUUCUGAAUCUCGUUGGAAAUGCUAUCAAAUUCACCGAGCAUGGAGAAGUGAAGCUCACUAUACGUAAGGCUUCGAAUAUGAUCCCGGCCAAUGAUGAGUACGCUUUUGAGUUCCAAGUAUCGGAUAGUGGAAUUGGCAUUCAGGCCGAUAAGAAGGACUUGAUCUUUGAUACCUUCCAACAAGCUGACGGCUCCACGACUCGAAAGUUUGGGGGUACUGGCUUAGGUCUUUCAAUCUCAAGGAAACUUGUUGAGUUGAUGGGCGGUAUACUAUGGGUCGAUUCGGUCUAUGGCAAAGGCAGCACUUUCUCUUUCACGUGCGUUACAAAGCGGGCUUCACAAGAUCUACGCGGCGUCAUGUCUUCGUUGAAUGCCUACAGAAAUCAUACGGUUUUGUUUGUCGACAAGGGCAAAACGAAUUGCUCUCAAGAAAUUACCAGCAUGCUCAAGCAACUCGAGCUGAAGCCCGUAGUCGUCGAUAACGAAGCGCAGGUCCCUCGUCCAGCUCCUCCGGGCUCACCAACAAAGGAAGAGCACGGCGGUCUUCCCUACGAUGUCAUCCUUGUUGACGGUAUGGACACGGCAGUCCAUCUUCGUAGUCACGAUGCGCUCCGCUACGUGCCCAUCGUCCUUCUCGCCCCCGUCGUCUCAGUAAGUAUGAAAUCCUCCCUCGACCUCGGCGUGGCCUCCUACAUGACCACACCAUGUACCGUCGUCGACCUUGGCAAUGGCAUGCUUCCUGCCUUGGAAGGUCGUCAGACAACGUCCAUCUCGGACGCCAGCAAGUCUUUCGACAUACUCCUUGCAGAAGACAACGAAGUCAAUCAGCGUCUGGCUGUCAAGAUCCUUGAGAAGUAUCACCAUGGCGUCACAGUGGCCAACAACGGUCAAGAAGCCUUGGAUGCAGUCAAAAAGAGGCGCUAUGAUGUUAUUCUCAUGGAUGUGCAGAUGCCUGUAAUGGGCGGAUUCGAAGCCACGAAGGAAAUUCGCGCGUGGGAGCGAGCCGAAGGCCUGUCACGAACACCAAUCAUUGCCCUUACAGCACACGCCAUGAUGGGUGACCGGGAGAAAUGUCUACAAGCGCAGAUGGAUGAAUAUCUCACAAAGCCACUAAAGCAAAAUCAGAUGAUGCAAACAAUACUCAAAUGCGCCACCCUUGGCGGCAAGCUUCUUGAGCGAGGAAAAGACAUAAGGUUAAGUGCGAAGGAUGAAGCACCCGAGCCAAACAAAAAUUCUGGCACUCAUUCUGGAGGUGUGGGCAUUGCGAAAGCGGCAAGAAGACCACCUCUGGAGAAUCGGGCUAUCACGAGUGCAGUACCACUCAAUGCGGCUGGAGGAGGAGAUAGUCCGGCGCUACUCAGUGCAGAAAUGCAAGAUCCAAUGUCCAUGGAAAGGAUCUUGCUACGCUCGCACAGUAGUUGA
Letharia columbiana is the source of this 3984-nucleotide messenger RNA. RefSeq lists its product as uncharacterized. The coding region runs from base 1 to 3984 and encodes 1327 amino acids. The record is from RefSeq and is a predicted model, not a curated record. Gene Ontology annotation, cellular component: membrane. Gene Ontology annotation, biological process: cellular hyperosmotic response; phosphorelay signal transduction system; phosphorylation. NCBI's taxonomy places the organism in Eukaryota, Fungi, Ascomycota, Lecanoromycetes, Lecanorales, Parmeliaceae. The transcript is spliced from 3 exons. Gene Ontology annotation, molecular function: phosphorelay sensor kinase activity.